Messenger RNA from Ictalurus furcatus (blue catfish), 1419 nucleotides. RefSeq names its product nuclear factor of kappa light polypeptide gene enhancer in B-cells inhibitor, alpha a (gene nfkbiaa). Lineage: Eukaryota; Metazoa; Chordata; Actinopteri; Siluriformes; Ictaluridae. Gene Ontology annotation, molecular function: protein binding. The coding region runs from base 68 to 994 and encodes 308 amino acids. The record is from RefSeq and is a predicted model, not a curated record. The transcript is spliced from 6 exons.
UGCUCGAUCACACUCCCUCACAGACACACACAGAGACAGAGAGCGCACAGAUAUAAAGAAAGCAGUCAUGGAUAUUCACACAGCCCCUACGAGGAAUAACCGACUGGACUAUUCAGACGACAUGGAUCCGAAAAACGCGAAACACACGGAUGACCGCUUGGACAGCGGCAUGGACUCGUUAAAGGAGGAUGAAUAUCAGCAGCUGGUGCAGGAAAUGGCGGAUCUGGAGCUGCCCAGGAGCGCGCAGGACAGUGCGCACACACACCAAUCCUGGAAGCAUGAAGUCACCGAGGAUGGAGACACGUACCUGCAUCUCGCCAUCAUACAUGAGGCUGAGAAUGAAGCGCUCCAGAUCAUCAAGCACUGCAUCAACGACCCAUUCCUCAACAGACAGAACCACCAGAGACAGACCGCGCUCCACUUGGCUGUCAUCAUGGAGCAGCCGCACAUCGUGGAGAAGCUUCUGAAAGCCGGCUGUGACCCGCGUACGGUGGAUCAGAGCGGAAACACAGCGCUGCACAUCGCCUGCAGGAGAGGCUCGCUGUCCUGUUUCUCCGUACUCACGCAAAUUAACACGCAUCACCUGCGCAGCAUCCUGUCUGUCCCAAACUACAGCGGACACACGUGUCUGCACAUAGCGUCCAUCUGUGGCUUCCUGUCGUUGGUCGAGAAUCUUGUGCAACUGGGUGCAGAUAUUAAUGCCAAGGAACAGUGUAGCGGUCGCACGUGCCUCCACCUGGCUGUGGAUCUCCAGAAUCUGGCCCUCGUGCAGCAGUUAAUCGCUCUCGGCGCAGACGUCAACAGCGUGACCUACGGCGGACACGUCCCGUAUCACCUGACCUUCGGCCGGCAAAACGGCGAAAUCAGACAGCAACUGUUCGCAAAGACGGCGUCCGAGCUGCGCGAGUUUCCCGACUCCGAGAGCGAGAGCGAGGACGAGCUCAUGUCCGACGAGGACUGUUUAUACGACGACAUUCAUUUUUUCGGGAAGUGAAGUGAACUAAAGAAACGAGAAAAAAAAAAAAAAUGGGACUGAGUUUUCCCAUGAAGCAAAACAGAAGGCAGCUGGUCCUCGUGAUGACGGCCGUGGAUCACGUGACGUGGCGUUACAUGGCGUGACGUAGCGUGACGGCUCAGACUCCUCUACGCACAACAAGGAGAUGGAAGAAUGAAACAUGAGGCUGAAAUAGGUGCUCAGAAUGCAGGGAUUAUGGGAAAUUUCUGCCCUUCCUCAAAAAUCCCUGAAGUGACUGUACCUGAGAUGCAAGUGUAUUAUAUUGUAAAAAAAAAAAAAAGAAGUAAAAAGUUCUAUUUUUAUACUUGUAAAUUGUUAAUAAUGACACUAUUGUACAUCUUGAAUAUAUUAUUGUGUAUAUGACCAUAAAACGUUUUAUAUUAAAAAAAGAACAUUCCGUUGAA